Annulohypoxylon maeteangense is the source of this 1687-nucleotide messenger RNA. RefSeq names its product disulfide isomerase. Bases 254 to 1381 code for a protein of 375 amino acids. Gene Ontology annotation, molecular function: protein disulfide isomerase activity. Gene Ontology annotation, biological process: protein folding. NCBI's taxonomy places the organism in Eukaryota, Fungi, Ascomycota, Sordariomycetes, Xylariales, Hypoxylaceae. The transcript has 2 exons. Gene Ontology annotation, cellular component: endoplasmic reticulum. The record is from RefSeq and is a predicted model, not a curated record.
CCCGCAUCCAUUUCAUUGCAAAGUGGCAUCUUCCCAGGUCUGCUUUGUAUUUCAAAGCAUCCAUUGAUUUUUAACCUACCCUCCCUAUUAACUCAACCAAUUUGCAAUACUCGAUAUCUUUUCAAGUUUAUCAUUUCCCAACACUCCGUUUUCCAAUAUCCCGUCACUGUGUCAAUUUGGUUUAUUCAACUAUAACGACCUGUGUGGCGUUGUCGUUAUCCCUUACUCUUGACUGAAACAUCCAAAAGUAACAAUGGUUCUUGUUAAGAGCUUCGUGCUCACAGGCCUUGCCGCCGUUGUGGCAGCCAAGUCUGCUGUCCUUGAUCUCAUACCAUCCAACUUUGACAGUGUUGUCCUCAAUUCGGGCAAGCCUACUCUUGUAGAAUUUUUUGCUCCCUGGUGUGGGCACUGCAAGAACCUUGCUCCCGUGUAUGAGGAGUUAGCUCAAGCUUUCGCUACUUCUAAGGAUGUUCAAAUUGCCAAGGUUGAUGCUGAUGCCGAGAAGGACUUGGGGAGGAAAUACGGAGUACAGGGGUUCCCUACUCUCAAGUGGUUCGACGGCAAGAGUGACAAGCCAACUGAUUACUCGGGUGGCCGAGAUCUAGAGAGCUUGACCAAGUUCAUUACAGAACAGAGCGGUGCUAAGGCCAAGAGAAAGCUGGAGAUGCCUAGCCAUGUAAACAUGUUAACGGAUGCUACCUUCAAGGAGACCAUUGGGGGUGAUAAGAAUGUAUUGGUUGCGUUCACCGCUCCCUGGUGUGGUCACUGCAAGGCCUUGGCUCCUACCUGGGAAACCCUCGCCGAGGACUUCAUCAACGAGCCCAGCGUUGUUAUCGCUAAGGUUGAUGCCGAGGCAGAUAAUAGCAAGGCAACUGCUGCUGAAUACGGCGUUACCUCCUACCCGACCCUCAAGUUCUUCCCUAAGGGCUCGACCGAACCCGAAGCCUACUCGGGCGGCCGAACCGAGAAGGACCUCAUCGACUUCAUCAAUGGGAAGGCUGGCACUCACCGUGUCCCCGGCGGCGGUCUUGAUGCGACCGGCGGUACCAUCGACGUCCUAAACCACAUUGCCCUGAAGUACGCUAUCGGUACGGAGAAGCUAGCCGACCUUGCGGCCGAAGCUAAGAAAGUCGCCGCCAGUCUGGCUGAAGAUGCGCAAUACAAGUACGCUCAGUACUACAUCAGGGUGUUCGACAAGCUGUCGCAGAAUGAGGGUUACGUUGCUAAGGAGUCGGCCCGCUUGGACGGUAUCAUCAGGAGGGGCGGUCUAGCUCCCUCUAAGUUGGACGAGCUACAGGCCAAGACCAAUAUCCUCAAGCAAUACACCCAGCAAGCCGCCGAGAAGGUCGCGGAGAAGGUCGUGGGCAAGGAUGAGCUAUAGUAUAACUCCUAGAGGAAAGAAUAAGCCAAGCAAACAUUUUGUAACGAAUAACGAAAAACGAGUCUCUUAAUCCGAGCUACGUAUUAUGAUCAUGGUAUUGGCCAUAGUCAUUCAUCCUAAGCAAACCAUCGCAAUAGAUGUACUUAUCAAUUCUUCCACAACGCCAAGCAAUGCCUUAAGUGAUGUCCCAACUCUAACUUCGUCUAAUUUAGCACUACUGCUGUUUCGAGGCCGCAUUAGAUAACUUCUCCUCACUCGCUUGCAGCGCAGAUUCGAGGCUAUCCAAACGUCGCGUCAUCUCGUCCA